Cloeon dipterum is the source of this 4863-nucleotide messenger RNA. RefSeq names its product ubiquitin carboxyl-terminal hydrolase 10-like. The record is from RefSeq and is a predicted model, not a curated record. The transcript is spliced from 10 exons. The coding region runs from base 144 to 2738 and encodes 864 amino acids. Gene Ontology annotation, biological process: protein deubiquitination; DNA damage response, signal transduction by p53 class mediator; regulation of autophagy. Gene Ontology annotation, cellular component: cytosol; nucleus. Lineage: Eukaryota; Metazoa; Arthropoda; Insecta; Ephemeroptera; Baetidae. Gene Ontology annotation, molecular function: cysteine-type deubiquitinase activity.
GGUAGCUUAUAGCUUAACAAACGCGCAUCACUCUCACGGCAGCGAUCUGUGCAGAAGAAGUUUACCAUCGAAAGUCCCGAAAUUUCCCCGAAUUUGAGCCCAUUAACCGACCGCAAUGUUAUAAUUCAGCAAAUAUUCCGAUAAUGGAUACCGAAGAUAAGAUUCAGUUCAUCGACUGGGCAGGAGUCGACGAGCAUGAGUGCUCCCGUGUGCAGAGCAUCCUUUUCGGCCAGGAGAAGUCCGUGAAGGUGCCGAGCAGGAAAUCCGUCGUUCCGCCGAGAGAACAGGAGCAGCAUGUCUUGCCGCCCCAGCAUCUGCCGCCGCCUCUACAGCAGCAGUUGCCAGCGGGGCCGCCUCCAAUGGUCAGCCAGGCCCAGUGGGACCCGCACCGAAAUAUGGGUAACAGGAUGCGUUCUAAGCCCAAACCCCUUAAUGAUCUGGCUCCGAACGACCCGUCCCAACCCAAACCGAUGCUGUUUCCCGUGGUGAUGUCGCAGGCGUCAAUGGUGAACCCGUCGCAGUACUCGAUGAUGCUGCCGCCGAACCAGAACAUGCUGAUGGGCACGUACAUGGUUAACAGCGGGCACUACAAGAAGGAGGACAACUAUGGCGGCUACCAGCCGAACCCGGGGAUGGCGCCGCACUCGUCGCUCUAUUACGCCGCUCCAUACACCACCAGCCAGCCCCUCUACUACCCGCAGAUGUACAUGCCGCCGCAGAUGCAGCCCGAGAUGCCGCCCCCCACCGACAUGUAUUUGCCGCCGCAGCCGGAGGCCCUGAAUCUUGCCAAGGAGGUUCCACAGCCAGUCAUCGUCAACACGGAGGCCUCCAUCUUGCAGCCGACGGCGCCAGCCUUUCUUCCGAGCUUCCAACCUGCGCCACCAGUCAAGCCGCCGUCUUUCAACAACAAUAAUUUGCAGCUCAGACCGACCGCCCCUGCCUUCAAACCGCCAGAGCUGGAGGCUGUGCCUCUGCAGGUGGCUGAGGAGCCGGUAGCCGUGUCGCCUCUCCCAGCAAAGGAACUGGAAAUCAAGGAGCCUAUAAUCGAGACACCGACAGCGCCACCAGUUGAGGAGGAAGUCGUGCCCGCAGUAGUGGAAAAAAAGUUGCCUGAGCCGCCCAAGCCCGUUGAGAAAGCGCCGGAAUACCCGAAAGUAAAGUCGCCAGUUGUGCAGCAGCCUCCGGCACCUGUGAAGAAGUCGUGGGCCAGCAUAGUGCAGUCGACAGGACCCCCGGCCGACUCUGCGUCCUCUGAGGCUUUCAAGUUCAGGCAGCCGGCCUCUGUUGCGCCGCAACUGCCGACUGUCGUUGGCGCAGUGGUCAGUGACGAAGACAAAUUCAGUCUGGCAGCUAACCAUAACAAUAACAACAGCAUCAAGAAAAUUAAUAAUUACUUUGGUGCCGACCACGCAGAUGACAUGGCACCUGAACCUUUCCUCGUCCGCCUUGGAGAAUACUUAUCAACUUAUAUGCUGGACCACCGUUCAUCCCCGCUUCAGCCGCGUGGUCUUACGAACCGCAGUAACUGGUGUUACGUAAACGCAACUCUGCAAGCACUGGUUGCCUGCCCUCCCUUCUACAACCUCAUGCGAAACCUGCCUUCCAAACAAAGAAACAAUUCUAAAUACGAGUACAAGUCCAAAACUCCAAUCAUCGAUGCUGUAACCGAAUUCAUGCUUGAGUUCAACUCUCUGCCUCCGGGUGCCAAACCGGCCCGCAAAGAGAAGGCAAUGGCCAGGAAGGGUGACGACGUGGUCGACGUCCCCCAGGGUCCACCAUUUGAGCCAUCCUGUGUGUACAACAUGCUCGGCUCCAUCAGAACGCCUGCGUUCAAGGUCGAGGGACGUCAGGAAGACGCCGAGGAGUUUCUCAGCUGCCUGCUGAAUGGCCUAAACGACGAAAUGCUCGACCUGAUGAAAAUGGUUGAUGGUCCCAAAGAGGUCUUGGUCAACGGCCAAGCGCACUCUCCUUCGCCCACAGCUAAUGGCAGCACCGACCACGGUUUCUCCGAGGACGACGAAGAGUGGACUUGUGCCUAUUUAUCACAGGUAAUGAAGUCCAAAAACCGGGCCUGUGUGACGCGACGGGCUGACUAUGGUAAAACUCCAGUCUCUGACAUAUUCAGAGGCCAACUCUGCUCGCACGUGCAAAGGAAAGGGGACCAACAAACCGAAAACGUGCAGCCCUUCUACACCCUUCAACUGGACAUUGAGCGAGCAAACAGUGUGAAGGAGGCUCUGGAGCAGAUGGUCGACAAGGACAGGCUAGAAGGAGUCACAUGUUCCCGCACCCACCAACAGGUGGAAGCAUGGCAGCAGGUUACCCUUGAGGAACUCCCCCCGGUGCUGUUGCUGCACCUAAAGUGGUUCGACUACAAGGCUGAUGGCUGCUCUAAAAUCAUGAAGACAGUCAACUACACCGUGGACUUGAGGAUAGAAAACAAACUUCUAACCAACAAGAAAAAUAACUACAACGCCAAGCAGAAAACUUACAAGCUGUUUGCAGUUGUGUACCACGAUGGAAAGGAAGCGUCCAAGGGUCACUACAUCACGGACGCGUACAACUCGAACCUGGGAAUCUGGGUUCGCUACGACGACAACCAGGUGCAGGUGGUGUCCGAGUCUGUGGUGCUGCACCCGAAAUCGCCUUCUGUGCCAUACAUCCUAUACUACCGACGCAGUGAUACGAUGGGCCAGCCUUCGGCCAAGUCGACAGACCAGUCCGGCGGCACAAAGUAGGCGGACAGUGACAUUGCUAUCUUCCGGACGCAGAAUCGUGUGUGUACAACAAUAUAUCGGAUAGACAGUUCCCUUUCGUAAUAUUACCGACGGAACCUGCGGUCAAGCUGCUCGUGUUUAUUGAGGAUUUGCAAGUUCUUUCGAUUGCAAUGGUUAACUGGACUGUUUUUGUACACAAAAGUUGAUGAACGGGCCACUUGCAGGCGGCACGACCCCCCCCCCCUUCAAAAUGUAAUAUUUGUUGAUUAAUGUAUAUGUCUGUGGUGGCGCGUGCAAGUGGCCGCCGAAACAGAUUAACUAUGCUACUAUAGUGCAACUAGUAGUGCUACCGUAGCAGGCGUAAUAUAUUAUAAAUGGUUUAUGAGGAAACGUUGGAGCUCUGCAGACUCCCAUCGUUGGUUUGAGUGCCUGUUUAAUAUUAUAAAGAAACAAUUUUGCGGAAAGCUUUCCAAAGGCAAGACUUUGAUUGCCAGCAGCGCAAGCAAAGGAUUGCGAGUGGAAAUGGGAAACUCUUUACUCGUUUUAUUAAACUUUUAUUGUAGUCUAGUGACAAACGCGACUAUAAUUAUUUCUUAAAUCCAUUUCUCACUCUCACACACGUAUAUAUAUACACACACACGCAUCAUUGUUUCCUCAUGUUAUUUGCCGAUCGGCAUGGCACCGUUGAUUCUGGAACGUAACGAUAAGUAUUAAUUUAUUUUGUGAUGAAAGUAGCAACCGGGCCGCCCAUGCCGUCGGCAAAUAGGUUUUUUCACACACAAGCAAAGCCCUUCUGGCAGGGUUCUUACAAACUCGUAGUUGAAUAUAUUAUUAUUAUGAUUAUUAAAAUUAGAGAGAAUACUAUUAUGAUUACUACUAACCUUUUUGCGGGGCGAGAAAGUCACACACAAUCGAACCGAAUUGUGAAUUUAGUAGGUUGUCCUUGGAGAAACCCUCGGCCGCGGCGCCGGACUCUUAACAACUGGACUCGCACUAAAAUCAUUCAAAACAAACGACCUGAUCUCUCUGAAAUUUUAAUCAAGUCCAGACGUCCGGCCUCGGCCCGCGAGGGUGCGAUAAUUGCUCUCCUUACGUUACUCUUCUGCGUGCCUGAAUAUGAUUUGCCCUUCGCCAUAGCAAAUUAAAGAGAAACAAAAGUCCAGGCUUAAAAGUGUGAUUUCCGGAUGCCUACGAGAAUGAGAUGUGAGAAAGAGAGCGAGCGUGAGAUAAAUACCUGCAUGUAUAGCUAGCCCCAAGCUCAAAUACAAUAAAUUCGCUUUUGUAUAUGUUGUGCAAAAAAACAAAACAAAUGUGACACCGCGUGGGUCCCCACUUGAGCCAUGGUUUUUGCAAGAAUGGGACCAUUCCAAAAUUGUGUCAGUGUUGCUCUAUGUAUUCGUACUUUUAAAUGAUUUGCAGUUAAUGGUUGUGUGCGCCAAGUUUGUUUUCAAGUGCGACCUUGGAACGGAGAAUGCCUUUUGGGUCUAUUUUAAAGCACACAGGGGUGUGUGUCUGCUCAAGUGCAGCAAAAGCCUCGGAACACUGCUGAUUUCUCGGUGGAGAAAAAAUAAUAACGACUAACAUAUGAUUGUUGCUUCGGAUCGGCACUGACUCGGCUGAUUUUUUUACGUAAUAUGUUCUCGUGAAUAAUUAUGCAAACACGGUUCGUUUUAAUUCUGGUUUGUACAUAUUAUUUUCGAGCGAAUCAUCUGUCACUCUCAAUCGGCACUGAUUACUAUAUUAUGUGUAUUAUCAAGAAAUUGCUCUGUUCUUGUUAUUUUUUCUAUUCUUGAAAUUCCACUGACGUAAAUCGGGAUGGAAAUCGCCCAACCUAAAUCGGUAUAUCAUGUAGAGUGCGUGCGAGAAUGAUGUUAACUGAAUGAUUAGCUAAUUAAGCCGUGGCCUGUGAAUACAAGUUUCCAUCCCUUGUUUUGUAAUUUUAAAUCAUGCGUUAGCCACGCUGUAAAUCAACGCAUGUCUUUUUUUAUUUUAAUGAAUAGCUAAGCUGAUUAGAUAUUCGAUGCGUGCGACAUGUCAGAACUUGUCACUUCAACUGCCGCGCGUAAAUUUGGAGGGGAAGAUAUUAAAAGAAGAGUGUUGAAAAAGCAUAUUUUUCAAUAAAUUCUAUGACAAGCAGAUAUAAAAA